AUGACCUCAACACACGCAAGAACCAUAGCCCACCCACCAAGCUCCCUCCCCCCUCUCCCCACCGCAACAAAAUCCAAAUCCAAAUCCAAAUCCAACCACAGACGCAACAAAAGCAGCACCAGCAGCACCAACUCCACCACCAGCAAUGCCAGCAACAACGGUAACAGCAGCAGCAGAUGCUGGGACUGGAUCCUCGUGCCCGGAAACAUGCACUACGCCAAAAACCGCUCUUCGUUCCGCACAUACCGCCGCGCGCCGGGGAAAAUCAACAAGAACCGCGUGUUAGGCGUGGGGACGGUGGAGCUGAAAGUGCGGCGAGCGCCGGACGACGACCGCCCGAAUACGCUGGUGCUUGAGGAUGUGCUGCAUUUGCCGAAUGCGGUGUGUAAUGGGCUUUGUGUGGGGAGGUAUCGCGAGCGGAAUCCCGGGGAUGAUAUGGAGGUUGCGGGUGGGGAGGGGUGUCGGUGUCAGGUUUGGAGGGAGGGGGAUGGUCAUAGUAGUCAUGAAGAGGAGGAUGGACAUGGACAUGGGGAGGCGCUGUGGUAUGGGGAGGAGUAUCAUGGGUGCUCGAGGGUGGUGCUUUGGGGGGAUCCGCAGGGGAGUUCGGGGCUUGAGGAUGCGGAUGCGGUGGAGUUGCCUGGGGUUGAUGCUUCGGCGGAGGAGUUGGAUACGUUGCAUACGCGAGUGAUGGAUCGGAGCCUGGUUUAG
This is a messenger RNA of Aspergillus versicolor CBS 583.65, 708 nucleotides long. RefSeq lists its product as uncharacterized. The record is from RefSeq and is a predicted model, not a curated record. Bases 1 to 708 code for a protein of 235 amino acids. The transcript has a single exon. Lineage: Eukaryota; Fungi; Ascomycota; Eurotiomycetes; Eurotiales; Aspergillaceae.